UUCGUGGCUAGCUCAAGUGAAGCUAGUUGUUCUCUCUUCCCAUAGACUUUCGUCUGAAAGCAUCGCUACGUUCAAAUUCUGUUUCCGCAAGUUGAAUAGAUUGAGUUUGAAAUUUGGUUUCGGCAGGUAGCACCGUUCGAAGGGGGAAGAGUGCCCUCACGAUAUGGUCAAGAGUGGAUCAGUCGUGAGGUAAAACUUUGAGUUCGUAUGGCCAGAAUACAGAUUUCAUUGAGGCGAAAUACACGAGAGAUAUUCUUAAGUCACGUGGUGACGAAUUGAUCCAGAUGGCACCAGCGUACAUAGAGGAUGUCAACGUGGCAGAACGACGCUGUCGCCCUCUAUGCGUCAUCCACUCCUGCUGCUACAACAUGACACAGGGUCAGCAGUACGAGGCGAAUAUCAAGUGGCUGAUGUUUCUAGAAUCAAGCGUGCCGCUUGACGAAUUAUUUAUGGAUCUCCACAUCCCAUUCGACUGCGAGUUUCUGGUUGCCCAGCAGUCAGGGGAUGUAUCCCUGACUGAAAUGUACCGCGUCCACCGUUACCAGUCCCUUCAGACGUACCGCGUUUCGAACUGGAGUUCCGGGGGUGGCUUCGUCUGGACUGAUACCCCUUUCGUCAAGCGAAGAGGAGACUUGAAAGGCCUACGAACCAGAGGAUCAGUAUACCCGCAGGCACCAUUCAUAUACUGUGAAGACGACUGCGCACGUAAUCACAGCGGUUUUGUGGUGCAGCUAUGGAGACAAUUUGAAUAUCGGAUGAACUUCACGACUCGUUACGAAGAACCGUCCCACGGAUCUUACGGUGCCAGAGAUUCAAACGGAAGGUGGGAUGGCGUCAUUGGCAGCGUUGCGGCUAACGAAGCUGACGUAGGGCUCAAUGUUCUAGAUUUUGGCACUGAGCGCCUCGACGAUGUCGACUUUUUCCCACCUCUGUGGAAUCUGAAAAAAAUGUUGUACAUAAAGGAUCCUGGCUUCAAGUCGCCUUCUACAAGACUGUUACUCCCGUUUGCUCCGUGGGCGUGGAGAGCAAUACUUGCAGCAUUCUUGACAUUCGUAACCCUGCUCACAGUAACAUGGCAUCUCUCAGGCACAAACCGAACACCACAGAAAGAAGAGAAAUAUAACCUCUACAAUUCUGUAUUCCACGUCGCUGGCAUCUUCUGCAUGCAGAGUAACUACACAACACCCAAGAUUCACUCUUGUCGCAUGGUUAAUUUGACGGCUUAUUUCACCGCUACUCUUUUGUUCCUUGCGUAUUGUGAUUCGUUCAUCACUCAUCUCACUGUCAGAAGAUUCGAUCUCCCGUUCACAGAUUUCAAAGGUGUACUAGAAGAUGGAUCAUACCAAGUUGGUACAACACAAGCCGCCAUCACUGCAAGUUACUUCAAGACCUCGAAAGAUCCCGUGCUGAAAGAGAUUUAUUGGAAAUUAAUUUAUCCAGGGAGAAAAAAUGCUCCCGGAAUCGUAAGAACGGGUCUGGAGAUGAUAUGCACCGAACGGCGAUACGCAUUCGUUGCUUCAGAAAAGAUCUACCUGAAUCUUAAGCGAGAACUGCCCUGCGAAGUUGUGGGGAUUCCCAGAGCUUAUUAUUCGAAAGCAGUAUCACUAAUAAUGCGAAGGGGAAGUCCCUUCAAAUGGCUUUUCAGUCACCAUAUGCUGGAGCUUAAACAGACUGGAAUAAUACAACGCAUUGCGGAUAAAACCUGGCGACCACACACCAGAGAGAUUCUGCUGGAACCACCCCCUAGCGUCACUUUGGAAAUGGUGAUGAUCAUCCACGUUCUGUUUGUGCUGGGAAUUCUCUUAUCUAUCGUGAUUCUUUUCGUCGAGUACGUCACUUGUAAAAGAGGGUGACAUAGACAUAGGUCAACACAGUGGCAUAUACCCUUUCGCUGGUCAAAUUGAAUGGGUGUUCCACAUUCCAAUGCAGACCUCAGUGAAUUGACUGAAUGGUUCAAGAUGUACUGAUCAUGUGUCAGCUGACAGUUUUGAUCUGGAAAUGAAGUGGACAUAAUAAAUGAAUACAAAGGAACUGGUUUUAAGUCAUUUGAGUGUUAUUGUGGUAGCUUUAUUUCCACCUGUCAAAUUGUUCUUGGUGCUGGACUGCUGCUGCCAUAUACACAUGUGGGUGAAUAAAAGUAAAAUAUAUUAGGAAAGUGCAACAAGAAUUUUGGAAAUAUUCAUUCAUUCUCAGGUUACAUUCCACAAAUGUCAUAUAUACAAAAUGUGUAUGAAUAAUUCAGAAGCAUUAGCCCUUGUCCAUCAAAAUGGCGAUCAAACGUUAGAAAAGUUGUUUAUUUGUGAUGUAUGUGGGAGACAUUUUACACAAGCUGCUGAUGUUAUACGUCACACUCGUGUACAUACUGGAGAAAGACCAUAUACCUGCAAUAUAUGUGCCAAAGGAUUUUCCCAGUCAGGUGACUUAACUCGUCACACGCGUACACAUACUGGAGAGAAGCCAUUUUCAUGUAAUGUUUGUGCCAAGAGGUUCACCCAGUCUGGAAGCCUAGUUCGUCAUUUGCGUGUCCACACAGGAGAGAAACCCUUCUCAUGUGCUGUAUGUAUGAGAAGUUUUUCCCAGUCCGGUGAUUCAAUUCGACACAUUCGAGUGCAUAAAAGCUACAGUCCUGUUUCUCCACUGGCAGAUAAAAACGUGCCACAAAUAAAUGUUAGAAAUGAAACACCACUGCCCAGUAGUGAACAGAAGCUUGUAUUUUCUAACGUUUUAAGUAUAGCUUUCUCACAUGCAACACAUGUACCACAUAAUCCUUUGUCUACAUACACUUGUUUACCAGAAAAUGCACCAAAUGAGUUGGGAAUCCAAAAGAAUUUUAGUGGCAUAGACAAAAAUUCAAGCAAGAGAUGCUAGUUAAGAAUACUGCAUGAAUACUCAGAUCAUUCAAAAUAAGAUUACAGGAUUUUCUGUUGCUUUCAUCAGCCAGUUCAUGAAGAAAAGAACUUAAUACUCUGAAAUACUGUAUAUACAUUACCAAUACAUAUAUUUAUAUUUCAUUUUUUCCUUAAAUAUUGCAAGCUUGUUCUAUACCCGUGUUUCCCAUCAUGCAACCUUCCUGAUCCCCAACCAAAAAAUUACUAACUGGACCUCAAACCAAAAACAAGAAGUGAACACUGAAUAUAGCAGUUCUUGUACAGUAUACGCAAAAUAAAGCAAAGUCAACUUAUUUUUUAGCACAACUGUGAGUACUGAUUGAAAGAGUAUUGGACAUAAUAUCAAAUCUUGCAUUGGGUGCAAAAUAAAAUAUUUCACCGUUAUUUUCUUUACAACAAUGUGGCAAAGCAGAAACUCUUUUUACAAGUCAAUACAGAUCCUCCUCCUCCUCUGUGGCCUUUAGUCCACAAGUGAACCAUACCGACUGAGCGACCACCACUUGUUGGCGAA
This is a messenger RNA of Cryptotermes secundus, 3399 nucleotides long. RefSeq names its product probable glutamate receptor. Gene Ontology annotation, cellular component: membrane. The record is from RefSeq and is a predicted model, not a curated record. Lineage: Eukaryota; Metazoa; Arthropoda; Insecta; Blattodea; Kalotermitidae. The transcript is spliced from 10 exons. Gene Ontology annotation, molecular function: glutamate-gated receptor activity. The coding region runs from base 285 to 1853 and encodes 522 amino acids.